AUGGCAAAGACGAGUUGUGAAAUAAUCCUCUGUUUCUUCUUCUUCAUUUUAAGCUUCAGGGUCAUUUCUGUUUCUGCACAACAAACUUGUGACAACACUGCUGGUAGUUUCAAACCCAAUAGUACUUAUGACAACAACCGUCGUCUCCUCCUCUCUACCUUCGCCUCUAACGUCACGGCUCAGAACGGCUACUUCAAUGGUUCGUUCGGGCUUGGUACAGACAGAGUCUACGCCAUGGGGAUGUGCGCUCCAGGUGCUGAACCUGAUGUUUGCUCCAACUGUAUUAAGAACACAGCAGAGGGUUUACUACAGAUCUGUCUAAACCAGACGGACGGUUUCUCAUGGUCUGGUGAAGAAACCCUUUGCCUUGUUCGUUACUCUAACAAAUCCUUCUCCGGGCUACUUGGCUUGGAGCCGUCUAAUGAUUUCUUCAAUGUAAACGAAAUAAGAAAAGAAGACCAGAAGGAAUUUGAUAGUGUGUUUGAUGAGUUAAUGUUUCGUACAAUCCAAGGAGCAUCUUCAUCGGUGAGAAACAAUUCUAAUUCGUUAUCAUUGUCUGGUAAAUAUUAUGCAAAGGAUGUAGCUCCUGAACCGGUUUACGGGAACAUAUCGGUGGUGAUGCAAUGCACUCCAGAUGUUUCUUCAAAGGAUUGUAAUCUUUGUCUUGAGAGAAGUCUUGAUUUCUAUAAGAAAUGGUACAAUGGGAAGAGAGGCACCAUUAUAUUGCGGCCAAGUUGCUUUUUCCGGUGGGAAUUGUAUACUUUCUUUGGUGCUUUUGAUAGUAUUAAUGCUAGACACCCACCGCCUCCUCCACGCCCGCUUUCACCGCCCCCUUUAAAGACGCCUUCUGUAACCAACCAAACCAAUAUUACCAAGAAGAAUGAUAGUAGAAUCUCAGGAGGAACUAUCGCGGCGAUAGUCGUUGUAGUUGUUGUUACAAUAAUAUUGAUUGUUGUAGGCUUGGUUAUAUGCAAGAGAAGAAAGCAAAAGCAAGAAAUUGAACUUCCAACGGAAUCUGUUCAGUUUGAUUUAAAGACAAUUGAAGCAGCAACGGGCAACUUUUCUGAGCAUAACAAGCUUGGUGCAGGUGGAUUUGGUGAAGUUUACAAGGGUAUGCUUUUGAAUGGGACUGAAAUUGCGGUAAAAAGAUUGUCAAAAACAUCAGGACAAGGUGAAAUAGAGUUCAAGAACGAGGUGGUUGUUGUUGCAAAGCUUCAACACAUAAAUCUUGUUAGACUUCUCGGGUUUUCGCUCCAAGGAGAAGAGAAGUUACUCGUCUAUGAAUUUGUUCCAAACAAAAGUCUCGAUUAUUUCCUUUUUGACCCUAACAAGAGAAAUCAGUUGGACUGGACAGUGAGACGCAACAUCAUCGGUGGGAUUACUCGAGGAAUUCUAUAUCUUCAUCAAGAUUCACGGCUCAAAAUCAUACAUCGUGACCUCAAAGCGAGUAACAUUCUCUUAGAUGCGGAUAUGAACCCGAAAAUUGCUGAUUUCGGAAUGGCAAGGAUCUUUGGAGUGGACCAAACUGUAGCCAAUACCGCAAGAGUAGUUGGAACCUUUGGUUACAUGUCUCCUGAGUAUGUGACACAUGGCCAAUUCUCAAUGAAAUCAGACGUCUAUAGUUUUGGAGUAUUGAUUCUUGAGAUCAUUAGUGGCAAAAAGAAUAGCAGCUUCUAUCAGAUGGAUGGCUUAGUUAACAAUUUAGUCACAUAUGUCUGGAAACUUUGGGAGAACAAAACAAUGCAUGAGCUCAUAGAUCCCUUUAUUAAAGAAGAUUGUAAAAGCGAUGAAGUCAUUAGAUACGUUCAUAUUGGGCUGUUAUGUGUUCAAGAAAAUCCUGCAGAUCGACCAACAAUGUCUACGAUUCACCAAGUGCUCACAACCAGCUCAAUUACUCUACCUGUGCCUCAGCCACCUGGAUUUUUCUUCAGGAACGGACCAGGAUCGAACCCAUCAAGCCAGGGAAUGGUGCCUGGUCAAUCGAGCAGCAAGUCUUUUACUAGUUCUGUAGAUGAAGCAACAAUCACCCAACGGAGGAGAAAAUCGUACCGAGAAAUUGAUAUUCAAUAUAGUCCCCACUUGUCGUCAAACAAUCUUAUGCUCACUAGCAAUAUCCUGAAUUUACACGUUCCUCAACCAUCAAGAACAGAUGGCCUCGACUUCUCUAUUUCAUCUGCACAAAAAUGCGGAAAAACUGGUUUAUUUAAACCCAACGAUAAGUAUGAUAUAAACCGUCACCUCCUCCUUUCUUCUCUAGCUUCUAAUGUCUCAGCUCGAGGCGGCUUCUACAAUGCUUCGAUUGGACAAGGACCUGAUCGGUUGUAUGCUUCUGGGACGUGUAUCCAAGGUUCUGAACCAGAGCUUUGCUCAGCUUGUAUCGACUCUGCUUUUAUUAGGGUGAUAAAGAAAUGUCACAACCAAACAGAAGCCCUCGACUGGUCCUCCUUUAACGAGGAGUAUCCUUAUUUCCAAGUCAACUUGACAGAGUUUUAUCAAAAAUGGGAGGCUUUGAUGCUUGGUGUGAUAGCUGAUGCUAUCUCGUCGCCAAACCCAAAAUUCUAUGGUGCCGGCACUGGAAAAAUUGGGAUUCAAACCGUUUACGCUUUCGUGCUAUGCAGUAAGGAUAUAUCUCCAUGGAACUGUUCCAGAUGUUUAAGAGGGAAUGUGGAUAACUAUAAGUUGUCCUGCAGUGGGAAACCUCGUGGCCAUAGUUUCAGCCCGAGCUGUUAUAUGCGAUGGGAUCUCUAUCAAUUCUAUGGAUUUAUUGAGUAUAGGGCUUCUCCCACGCUUCCUCGUGAAAAAGAUGGCGGAAAGAUUUCUACAAGAAAUAUCCUCGGAAUCACUGUUGCUCUUGCCUUUUUUAUCACGGUACUGCUUGUUCUAGGGUAUGCUCUUUCUAGGAGGAGAAAAGCCUACCAAGAGUUUGCAACUGAAAGGAGGUCAAUGACCACUUAUGGUACUGCACCGCCAGAUGAUGGUAAGAGACUAUACAGCUAUUUGCAUUAA
This is a messenger RNA of Arabidopsis thaliana (thale cress), 3006 nucleotides long. Its product is annotated as cysteine-rich receptor-like protein kinase 17. The coding region runs from base 1 to 3006 and encodes 1001 amino acids. Gene Ontology annotation, cellular component: membrane. The transcript is spliced from 13 exons. NCBI's taxonomy places the organism in Eukaryota, Viridiplantae, Streptophyta, Magnoliopsida, Brassicales, Brassicaceae. The record is from RefSeq and is marked reviewed. Gene Ontology annotation, molecular function: protein serine kinase activity; ATP binding; protein kinase activity.